Molecule: messenger RNA, 1309 nt
Organism: Condylostylus longicornis
Lineage: Eukaryota; Metazoa; Arthropoda; Insecta; Diptera; Dolichopodidae
Product: probable serine/threonine-protein kinase MARK-A
Exons: 4
Coding region: 246-1004 (252 amino acids)
Source: RefSeq, a predicted model, not a curated record
AACAAGAAUUAAUAAUCGAUUUUUUAAAUUUUUAUUUAUUUAGUCGAAUUUUACUUUGUUUUGUUAAUUUUUCUUCGAAAUAAUUUCAAAUACAAAUUUUAUAAAGAGAAUUCUUUCAUUUUUAUAUAUUAUUAAUUAUUUCAUUUAAUUAAUUAAACUAAAAAAGAACAAAAAUUUAAUUUGUUAUUAUUUAAAAUAAAAAAAAAGUUAAACGAUAAAAUAUUUUUUUUUUGGUUAAUUAAAACAUGGUUUCAAUAUCCGAAACUACUGAUAACCAAUCUCAUCAAAAUCAACAUAACAUUCAACAACAACAACAACCAUCACAACAGCAACAACAACAACAACAUCAUCAUCAUCAACAACAACAGCUAACACAAAAACAACAAGAACAACAAGAACAAUUAAUUAAAUCAAUUCAACUUUAUCAUAAUCAACAUAAUAAAACAAUGUCAACAAAACCAACAUUAGAAGAAAAUCAAACGGCAACACUUAUAACAAGUAAUGAAAAUAAUAAUAAAAGUGUAGCAAUAACAAAUAUUACAGCUGAAAUAAAUAAUAAACAAUUGCCAACAACAAAAACAACAAUAAAAUAUGAAGAAGAAAAAAUAACAACAAUAAAUAAAACGGUACAAAAACCACCAAAAAGUGCUGUUAGUGAACGUUCAAUUGAAAUUGAAAUUGAUAAAACGGCAAUCACUACAAAUAUAAAACCAAGAAAUUUAAAAUUAGAUUUAAUAACGAGUAAAAGCGAAGAUAUUAAAUCACCGAAAACACCAAAAACACCAAAAUCACCAUUAUCAGCAGCUGGCCGUCUAUCCCAUCAGACUUCUUUAUCAUCGCAAAUAGAUGUUGUUGAAGAUCGAAAAACUCUUCGUGAUGCUCUUUAUCAAGGAAUAUUUCAUCGUCAUCGUAAAACGAUAUUCGCAAUGGGCAGUUUCUUAAGAAUGUUACGAAGUCGAAAUUCUCAAUAUAAUACAAUAAGAAGUUCAUCAGAAGAAAAAUAAACGACAAAGUUGCUGAAAUAAAAUAUUAUGUAAAAUGUAUAACAAUAAAAUUAUUUUUUUUAAUUUAUAUAAUUUUUUUUUUCUUUUAUUCUUUAUAUAAAAUAAUAUUUUGAUUUGUUUUUUUUUUGUUUUCUUUAUAAUUAUUUUGUUUAAAUAGUAUUUUUGGUAUAUUUAAUUUUAAAAAUUAUAUCAUAAAUUACAUUACAUAAAUAUAAUUCUGUUAUAAAUAUAUAAUAUAACAGAAUAUCAUAAUAUGCAUAUUUAAAAUUUAUCUUAAAUUGCUGAAUUUUCAAUUCCACAAUAUA